UUCCCCCUCCCACACUGCCUCCUCUUCCAAGAGAUCGACGGAGCCACGGAGACGGAGGUGUUCCUCGCCGAGAAGCCGCCAUGUCUGAUUCAGAUUCAGGUUCAGAAGUCGGUCCUGCACAACCCGCUGAUCCUUUCCCUGGUCUGCUUGCAAAGACCAAAUCGGUGCUGAACCCACCGAUUACGCUGGUCAGUGUGAUAUACACAGUGGCAUUACCCAUGACACUGGCCCUCCGUGCCUACAAUAUGUCCAUACUCAAUGCCCGACCCCAAGAUACUAUCACCCAUCAGCUUGUCCCUGGUCCAGAUAAGUGGGUAACAGAUGAUCUUCUUGGCAUGUCUGUGACAUGUGCCUGGUUCGCACCUAUUCUGCUACUGCACUUCUACAUCAUCACGCACCUGGUGUUGAAGAGGCCUGUGGGCAUCCCCACAAUGGAGAAGGCAUACGCAUGGGUUGCCCCAACCGCGAUUACUUUGAUCACCUUUGCUUACUUCCUCUCCUAUCUCAGCCUCUCAAGGUACGGUGUUCGUCCAAGAGAAUUGGGCGUGCUGGGAGUUGUUACAACCAUACUUCUGUGUGGCAGUGUUUCAAUAAUCUUUUGUCGUCCGAUGAAGGAGGAGCGAGUUGUGGUUCUACAGAGGGCCCGUGUAUGAGGCGUUGAAGCUCGCUUGUUAAGCGCAUGUGAGACUAGAAAGUGUCAUCAGACUAAGUUAUUGAAUAUGCCUAUGGCAAUGCUAUUCUUAGUAGUUAGGGCAAUAGGGCCUGGGAGACACUUUAUUAAGCACGGAAGGACUCAUUGCAAGCUAUGAUCGCAUUUUGCUCUUUAUCUUUGCUUAGGCGGAACCUAAAAAUCACUUGGAUGUGUCUGGGAUGGCAGACUUUUAUCGAAUUGGUUAUGUUGAGUUUUUACACCAA
Molecule: messenger RNA, 915 nt
Organism: Lolium rigidum
Lineage: Eukaryota; Viridiplantae; Streptophyta; Magnoliopsida; Poales; Poaceae
Exons: 5
Coding region: 81-653 (190 amino acids)
Source: RefSeq, a predicted model, not a curated record